This is a messenger RNA of Diaporthe citri, 276 nucleotides long. RefSeq lists its product as uncharacterized. Bases 1 to 276 code for a protein of 91 amino acids. The transcript has 2 exons. Lineage: Eukaryota; Fungi; Ascomycota; Sordariomycetes; Diaporthales; Diaporthaceae. The record is from RefSeq and is a predicted model, not a curated record.
AUGGCCAGGACGAGGACCCCCUCCACUUUGAAGCCAUUUGUGCCUAUUCAACCAAAGUCGAUAAGCCCUGAAGACCCCGAACUUCUGGCAAAACUUCAGGAGGUUGACAAAACUAUUGAAGACGCUAAAAAGAAGAAGGAGGUACUCAGUGCCAUUGCUUCCGAGCUAAAGGAUGCUAACCAUCAUGAAGCACAGCAAGCGGCGGAGGAUGUUGAGCAGGCGGGCAAAAUUUUAGCUGAUCUCAUUGCUUUACGUUACAAUGUCCUUGGAGAGUAA